CUCGAUCAUCCCGAUCACCCAAAUUCCCCGAUCAGGCCCGACCAUGCUCGACUAAAGGCGAAUACACGACUUCUUCUCGACCUCUUGUCGAUCACACACGAUUUCCACACGAUUAUUCACGACUCCUUCACGACGUCAACCCGACCACCUUUCCGAUUUCCGCUCGAUCAUCCCGACCUUUACACGAUCCCUACACGAUCUCAACUCGACCUACUGGAUCUCUGCUCGAUCGGUGUCAGAUCUUUCCCCGACCCGAUCGUCAUAGUCGUACUCGAGUCGUAGAAGGUCGUGAACAGUCGUGUACCAAAACUUUUAGAAUAAAAACUUCAAACAGUGUUGAUCAUUAUCACUUCAUCCUGAAACUUCAUGGUAUAUGUUGUGUCCAGCAUAGUAUACAUAUUUAUGGAGAUUGAGCAGUUGCAGAUGUGGGCCAGAUGGUUAGAGCUCCAGAGAGACAGGGCCAUUGCAGUGCUAGAGUUGGAACAAGAGGAAGAGGCUGAGGGUCGUAGGCAUAGACGUAGGCGACAAAUGCGCAGGAAAAUAUGGAUGAAGCAGUGGCUUGCACGACGACCCCUGUAUGGGCAUUAUGAGCAACUGCUACAGGAGCUAAACAGGGAAGACCCAAAAGGAUACAAAAAUUUCCUAAGGGUAGACGCUGAUAUGUUUGGGGAGCUUGUUGAUCGCAUAUCACCCAGAAUUCAGAAAAAGAACACCAACUUCAGGGAAGCCCUGGAGCCUGGAUUGAAGUUGGCGGUCACUCUUCGUCAUCUCGCAACUGGAGCCUCGUAUUCAGACUUGAUGUACUCAUUCCGAGUGGGAAGUAACACAAUAAGUAAAUUCGUCCCUGAAGUUUUGGAUGCUAUAAUACAGGAGUACUCUGAAGAGGUUUUGCCAGACGUCGUCACUGCUGAACAAUGGCAGCAGAUUGCAGAUGACUUCCGAACCAAGUGGAAUUUUCCUCAUGUCUGCGGGGCUCUUGAUGGUAAGCACGUGAGGAUAAAGAACCCGAAGAACUCUGGAUCUCUGUUCUAUAACUAUAAAGGCUUCUUUUCCAUAAUACUACUCGCACUCGUAGACGCAAACUACAAAUUCAUCUGGGUAAGCGUUGGUGCUAAUGGCAGUGCAUCCGAUGCCCAGCUAUUCAAUAACACUGAACUCAGAACCAUGCUAGAAGAAAACAACCUUGGUUUGCCUGACCCUGAUCCACUGCCUGGCGAUGACAUGAACACCCCAUACUUCCUCAUUGGAGAUGACGCCUUCCCGUUGAGAACUUGGAUGAUGAAGCCAUACUCCAGACGCAACUUGACCAACGAGGAGCGCAUAUUCAAUUACAGGUUGUCCAGGGCUAGACGAGUGGUAGAAAACGCCUUCGGUCUUCUCGCUAUGCGGUUUCAGUGCCUACUUGGCUGCUUGAACCAGAUGCCCGAAACCGUUGACUUGAUUAUUCUUGCAUGUGUCACACUGCAUAACCUUAUCAGCAUACGGUACCCUGCCAUUGCAAGACUGGCCGUCGACCAAGAGGACGAGCAUAACCAAUUAGUACCUGGUGAAUGGCGCCAAGGAAGACAGUUGGCUGAUGGUGAUCGGACCCAUGGAAGAAAUGUGGUGACAUCCGCUGGGGUCAGUCAGAGGAACUACAUUAAACACUACUUCAACUCCCGAGCUGGUUCAGUUGAGUGGCAACAGAAUAUGAUUUAGUGUGUUAGUUACUUUGGAAAGAUAUUUUGAUGAAGUGUAUAACCUAUAUGAUGCGAGUAUGCACAAGUUAUGUAGUUAUUAAAGUGAUUUCCGAUAUGUUUAAGUAUAUUAUAGUAAGUCAUCUUCUAUUUGGAUAUGAUAGUUUCCAUGAUAUGUUUGUUAAUGGAGGAAAUAAGCUUCAAGUAUACAUGUAUAUACAAUAGAGUUGAUUGUUUGUUUCUUGAUUUUAUGCCCUUUUUCGAAGUAUUUCAAUCAUAUCACGGUGGUGAGUUAACUUAGAACAUGACCUAAGUCGGCAACAAGAAAUAGCCACAUACCAGUAAUUUACAACUUUCAUUUAUAGUUCACCCUAGUUU
This is a messenger RNA of Mya arenaria, 2054 nucleotides long. Its product is annotated as putative nuclease HARBI1. The record is from RefSeq and is a predicted model, not a curated record. The transcript has 3 exons. The coding region runs from base 367 to 1698 and encodes 443 amino acids. NCBI's taxonomy places the organism in Eukaryota, Metazoa, Mollusca, Bivalvia, Myida, Myidae.